CCUACCGGCGGCGGCGGCGAGUCAACAGGCGGCGGAGGGACUGGAGGCGAUGGUGAUGGGUUCUCGGAGGUGGACAACUGGUUCGGCAGCAGUAGCUUGCCGACGCAGCGGGCUCCUUCACCGGAGCGAUCCCCUUCGCCCCCCUCGCCGCCGGAGUGGGACAUAGAGCGCCGUGCGGCGGCGGCCCUAGCACGCAAGAUCAGGGCUUCAGGCGUGGGAGAAGGCCAUCAGUGGGCUUCAGGGUUCGGCGGCGUGUGGUAAGAUUUCUUCCCCCUCCACCCCUCUCUUCAUUGGAUUCACUGGAAAUUUUAGGGUUGUUAGAUUGCAUAUAAACCUAUCAUGUUACAGUAUGGUUGUUAAUGGGCUGUUAGAUUUUAGGAAAUUUUAGGGUUGUUAGAUUUUAGGAGAUUUUAGGGCAGUUUGAUUUUAGUGCUUUGUUUACUGAAGAUUAUUGUUUGUUUACUCAAGUGUUGUAGCUGAUAUAGUUAAUAUCUUUUCUGUACAACAUGUUUCAGUAGGAAAUAUAGCUCUGGGUUUAUGGUUUUAUGCAUGAAUGCUUUGUUUAGUCCUUAUUGACAGUGAAGAUAGUGCUAAUAUCUUGUCUGAAUAACAUGUUACAUUAUUAAAACAGAAUCAAUGAACCUUGAUAAGUGGACCUGUGACUGCAAGAAAUGGGACCUAUGUGGUUGGCCAUGUAACCAUGCAGUUUCUGCCAUUACAAGAGUGAAGGGGCAGCCAGAAGACUAUGUGCAUGAGUUCUUCAAGAAACCAUUGUAUAAGGAAACAUACAAGCACAUCAUCUACCCUGUACCAGGGCCUGACUGUUGGCCUAGGACACCAACUGCUGACAUAGAUCCACCAGUGUUCAAAGAGAAGAAGGGCAGAAAGCAAACAGCUAGGAGGAAGGGGCAAUUUGAGGUCCCAACAAAGAAGGAUACAUCAAGGAUGGCAACUAUCACCUGUAGCAACUACAAGAUGCAGAAACAUAGGUACACCUACUGCCCUCAGCCCCUGAAGCCUCAUCUGCAGGCAAGAAAGGACAAGCACAAGACAACCAGAACUCACUACCAUGGAGCUGGGGGAAGUUCUACUGCUACUGCACAGCCUGCAACCAGUGCACCACCUGCUGCAACUACUAGGGUUAGAAGAACAACUCCUACUGGUCAUUCCCAGCCUGCUACAUCUACCAGGGGAAGAAAAUCAACUGCUACUUCUACUGGUCCUGCCCAGCCUGCUGCUUCUACAAGGCCAAGAAGAACAACUGCUGCUUCUACAAGGGCAAGCAUCACCAUUGAUGCUUCUACUACUUCCCAGGCUGCCACAAGAGCUUCAGGUUCAAGCAAUGCAGCCAACAUGAGAGGUGGAAGGCCCUACAUGGCACCUAGGGCUGCAACUACAACAGAGGGAGUAACAGUAGGGUCUAAAAGGAAGAGGUUCCAGAGCACCAGGAUGAGGGGUUACUUUUAUGCCAGUGGCAACUAG
Messenger RNA from Aegilops tauschii subsp. strangulata, 1482 nucleotides. NCBI's taxonomy places the organism in Eukaryota, Viridiplantae, Streptophyta, Magnoliopsida, Poales, Poaceae. The record is from RefSeq and is a predicted model, not a curated record.